This is a messenger RNA of Blepharisma stoltei, 2493 nucleotides long. Lineage: Eukaryota; Ciliophora; Heterotrichea; Heterotrichida; Blepharismidae. The record is from the annotation of a GenBank genome assembly.
AUGAAAUUAAAAAGAUCUAUAUUAGUGUAUGAGUAUAAAGUUCUAAAUAAAAGCUUGCGUUUUACUAUUGAAGAAAUGCAAAACAAUACAAUAUCUGUCUUGGCAUUUUUAAUGAACUUUAAAUUGCUUGUUUUUAUUCCUGCAGUGUUGAUAAUUGCUCUUUCAAUUAAAAAUAUAAUAGAUCUUGAAAAAUACAAUAAAAAGAAUUGGAGAAGCCUUUCCUCACUAAGCAUCGAACGCAAAAUAAUUAUAAGAGAAAAGCUUAUAGAUAGACUAAAUCAAUAUCAUGGUAUCGAAGUUGAAGAAACAAUUCAAAAAAAUAAUAAAAAAAAGAAAAUUUAUUUAUUUGUUUGAAAAUCAUUUAUCUUUAAAAUUCUCCUAUUGGAACUUGCCAGCAUCUUAUAUUAUUUUAUUUCUAUUAAUGUAUUUCAAAAUCAAAUAAGCGAUGCUUUAAUUUCUCAAACGGAUUAUCGAUUUAGUAUAAAUAAAAUAGCAUUCGGUUUAAGCGAAAUUAGCUCUGCUAAUUUUCUGGGAACUUCUGUACAGCAAUAGCAAUUUAUCACUGGCGCAUAGACCCGAGGCACUGCUCCAAGUACACCAGGAGGCUUGAAGUUUUACCUCCCAGCACACUUGAGGAAGGUGACCCUUUAGGUGGAGCAUGCUCAGGAGUACGCAGCCCGUCGAAGUCGGAGCGAUGCAUUUCUCCCUUGCCCUGGUGCAACGAAGUGGAUCGAUCCAGAGAUCCAUGGGCCCGACAUAUUGACAAAUAUGGUGGCAGCUCUGAAAACAGCUACCCCGUAGUGGAUGUUAAACGUUAUAAAUUAAAUAAGAUAAGAUAAGAUUAUAGAUUUAGCUCGGGGCUCAGAAGAUCACUUACUAAAACUACUUAUUUUUGAGCUAGAGAACAAUUUUUAGAUAAGAGAAAUGCAUCUUUUAUUACUAAUAUUCUUAACGAAAGAAGCGCAUUUCCUUCAAUCUCAUGCAAACUAAAAGAUUUGAUUAAAGAUUACAAUUAUUGUCAAAAUCUCAUCAAUAAUGGAGCUUUAAAAAAAUAUUAUAAUGAUGACAUCAUCAGCCUCAUGAUUGGAAAUCCUUGCGCCCAAUUAAACAGCACAAUAGCAAAAUGCCAAAGCAGCUAUAUUAGUAUGGGAAUAGUGCCAUCAAUUGAGCUUUAUAUAAAUGUUAUUAGUUAGUUAAUUGAAGAAUGAGCUUGCCAUAUUAGUGGUCUCCAAAGACCUUUUUGUACGAGAGGCUAAUCCCGUAGACGGCACAGUCAUCUCUUCUUGCGUUGAGAUUUCGCCUAAAGCGAGAGGCUUAUGCAUUUCUCCAACUGUUUUCAGAAAUUAUUUUCUUGGAGUCUAUCAAGUGCUAAAGCGCUUUCCUUUGGUUGAUGCAGGAAAAAGAAUGUUCCUAUGGCCUGGCCAAAACCUCCGUUUAUCGUAGAGAUGCCCAACGGUCUGAGAAAGAUUGCUGGGCACCUCCAUUUCCAACAACUGAAAGCAGCCAAAACCUACAUGGAUACGAAUUUACUAGGGCUGCACUUGAUUUUCGACUUUAAGUCCAAGGUUGGGCUCUCAUGGCAAGAGGGAAAGUUGAUACGUGUCGUUAUUUUGAUAAAUUUAUAUAAAUGAGAUAAAAAGAGUGGAAAAAUAUAGCUUAAAUGACUGAAAAGAUAUUAUAAAGCUAGAGCAGUACUCUAAAUUGAUAACAAGCUCAGUAAGUUCAAUGGUAAAUAUUUUUAUGAAUAUAGCCUGGGUAUCUUUUAGUGCGCUCUUACGCUUGCACCUUCUCACUCUAUCCCUCGCGAGGGAACAAAAAAUUUUUUUGCUCAUAGAGUGUGUUAAUAUUUUUAUAAAAAAUUUUAUAUAUAAAUUUUAUAGUAAAUUUUUAUUUCCUAAAUUAAAAAAUCCUAAAUGAAAAAAAUGUGAAAGUUAAAAAUUAAUUCAAUUUAUAAAAUUUAUGUUUUUAAAUGUAAAUAGAAUUAGCGUGAGAUUUCGUUAUAUUAUUAUUACUUAUGUAUCAAAAUAUUUUUGAUAAAAAAUUAUGGUAUUAAUAAAAUAUUUUUUCGAUCACUGAAUAAGACUUUUUGCUCAAAAAAUAAGGAUUUUUUCAAUGGUUCUGUUCGAUUAUGGAGGAAGGAGUCAGCAACUUUGAGGAUUGAUUUUUCACUUAAAAUAAAUGAGUCAACUUAAAAUUCAAAAAAAUCCAUGGAUAAGAAUUUGUUCUCAUUUUUAAAGUUGAUACGCUAUCUGAAGGUAAGAAGUCAAGCCUCCAAUUCGUACAGCGGCUGCAAGUGUAAGGACGCGCUAAAGUGUGCUCAAAUAUGCCGCAGACGCCUAUGUUGCAGACACUCUGGAUUAUUUAGUCAUUACAUCUUUAAUUUAUUUUUUGCUUGUGUGCAUUAUCGCAAUGUUGAUUACAUUAACAGCUGUAAAUAAAAUAAAAGACGAUCUAAUAGGAAAAAUUGAAGUGCUAAAAUACUUCGAAUGCUAA